Messenger RNA from Aquila chrysaetos chrysaetos, 3877 nucleotides. It is a transcript of the gene MTPN, whose product is annotated as myotrophin. The transcript has 4 exons. The record is from RefSeq and is a predicted model, not a curated record. NCBI's taxonomy places the organism in Eukaryota, Metazoa, Chordata, Aves, Accipitriformes, Accipitridae. Gene Ontology annotation, cellular component: cytoplasm; nucleus. Gene Ontology annotation, biological process: regulation of barbed-end actin filament capping. Gene Ontology annotation, molecular function: protein binding. Bases 306 to 662 code for a protein of 118 amino acids.
GAGCGGAAUGGAAACCGGAAGCGGAAGCGCCGCGCGCAAGUAAACCGCUUUUCCCUUCAGUCAGGCGGAUUCUCCCGUGCUUCCCGCUGCCCGCGUGCCCGGCCUCGCUCCGCGGCGCCGAGCCCCGGCCGCGCCGACUGCCGCCGCCCCGCCCCGCCGCCGGCAGCGAGAGAGAGAGGGAGGGAGAGCGAGCGGCCGCCAGCCGGGGGAGGGGCUCCUGCCCUCCGCGCCGCCGCCCUCGCUCCGUGGAGGUGCCGCCGGCCCCUCGCCGCCUCGCCCGCCCGCGUCCCUGCUCGGCGGCCGCGAUGUCUGACAAGGAGUUCAUGUGGGCCCUCAAAAACGGAGACUUGGAUGAGGUGAAGGACUACGUGGCCAAGGGUGAAGAUGUCAACCGGACACUUGAAGGUGGGAGGAAGCCUCUUCACUAUGCAGCAGACUGUGGACAGCUUGAGAUUCUGGAAUUUCUGCUAUUGAAAGGAGCUGAUAUUAAUGCUCCAGACAAACAUAAUAUCACACCACUCCUAUCAGCAGUGUAUGAGGGCCAUGUUUCCUGUGUGAAAUUGCUUCUGUCAAAGGGUGCUGAUAAGACUGUGAAAGGCCCAGAUGGACUAACUGCCUUUGAAGCCACUGACAACCAGGCAAUCAAAACUCUUCUUCAGUGACGGAUGGACUGAUAUCUUAUAUGUCUCUCCUGUGGCCUCACACUGCUGCCUGUCUGUCACUCUUUGCAUCUUCCAGCUUCUUCAGCUAAAUACUUCGGGGGGAGGGAAAUUCUUUAUGAAUCAGACUAGUUAGGGGCUUGUGUCAAAGAUAAUCUGGAGAGGGUUGAAAACUAUUAUGAACAGUCUCCCUCUAGGACUUCUUUUCAGUGCACAAUCUCUUCCCAUUUCUAGUGAAAAUGGAAGAAGGAAGACAGACCAUGAUCUUGAAUUUUUGGCUUGUAAACCUCCUAGGUUAGUACUAAGAUUUUUGUUGAAAGAUUCCUUUAGAUGGAAGUACUGUGCUAUGUACCUGAAACUAAUUGUGAAGGAGACAAUAGUCCAAUGCUAUUAGUAUCUGCCAUAAUCUGAAGUGUAGUAAUGUAGGUGGCUGAGUUGCUUUUCUCUCUUUUCUCUCAGUGGGUAGCUUUAUUCUUCUUCUGCCUAAAGCUUACGUUGCAGUUUUGAGGACUUUUGAUACUAGUUAUUGGAACUGUUCUUUAUAUUGACUAAUUGGAUAUCACACUAAUGUUUUUCUGACUCUUGAGUAAACCAGGAAAGAUCAGUUGAGGCAUGGUGACAUUACACUCCAGAAUAUCUGCCAAGGUACUUUUGGAUGCUUGAAUUUGAGGUUUUUCUUUCCCAUGUUUGUUCUAGUCCAGGACAGACAUUUUAAGCAACUGGUUUUGAGAGAGUUCAAAAUGUCACUGUAGUUAUUUCCAAAAGGAUUGUAAGGUGGAAUUUCUUUACUCACCAUGUCAGCAUAAAAUUUAUAGACACACGCAAAAGCUACAGGCUGUUUGGUACGCAAGGAUAAUCAAGUCAAAUGUGGAAAACAAACAGUAAUUAUUUAGACAUUCAUAUCGGGUGAAUAUUGUUGCUAAACUCUUCUGGUAAACUUUUAAAAUACAUGUAAGCUUUCUAAGUUCAGGUGUUAGGACCAGGAAGAUGUACAAGUAGAAGUCUUAACUUGCUCUAACUACUGGAGGGGAAAAAAAAAAAAAAAGCUUUUAAUUGUGCAUAUCUUUGAAUCGGUGUUUCAUUGUUGGCUGAAUGAACCUCUUAAAUUUUGUCAAGGCAUGGGACUUAUUCUGAAAGUUCCCAGUGCAACCAUACCACAUUAACCAUUGACUUUUAGAUAAGACUUACUAUACCAGUAAGUGUGGCAGUACUAUGACAGCCUUGAUAAUUUGUGGGAAGGAAUUUAAUGAUGAUGUAGAGAUUCCCGUCACAUCUUAUGGUCCUCAGGAAUGUCUGAGCUUUUGGCUUUCAUCUUGAAAACUUUCAUUAGACUGCUGGUUCACCCAAAACUGAACAGGUUUUAUAACAGAAAAGUGUAUACUGCAGACUAUACAUCUUCCUCUUUUUUGGAAUACAGAUUUCAAACUUUCUGAUAACAUACACAAUACAGAAAACAAAUGUAUAUAAUGUCUCAUGCUGAAUUCUUCAACGAAAGUAGCUGAUAUUAUUUUGGUAUCACUGUUGAAAUUGAGAGGAUAUGUAGAAGUAGGCUGGUGACUACCACUCAUAUUUAACGGAGACUUAGUUUUACUUGAAUCAUGUUGUAUGUUAUGAUUGAAUGUCUCAGCUAUAAAAGGCCUUGCAUUUAGACUGUAAAAUGAGGGCAGAAACAGAUUUACGUGUACACAUCCCAUAAGAAAAGCGAUAGAGAAAACAAUCAACUCUGGCCAUAAACUGUACAGUGCAAUUACUCUUUGCUUCUUGGAGAUGGGUGGCAAGGAAGAGCAGAAGGGUUGGAAAUCAGUGAUAAAUCUAUUGGUGAGCUGCUGAUGAAAGAACAAGGGUGUUUGAUGAACAGUGCUUUUAAUGACUAUUUAAAGAGAACUCUUUAAUCUUAUCUCUGAUCAGUGCUGGAUUGUCAUGUCAUUGUAAUAGUGUGAACACAGACUAUAGGUUUAACUCUUUAUUCAGCUAUGAAAGUAACCAUCUUUGGCAUAAAUCUGCCUCCAUAUUAUGCUAUUAAAUACUUAGCUAUUAAAAUACUAGUCUAGAAAACUGCAAUCUGUUUUUAUGUGGAAAACUUGAUUAUUCAAGUAUUUUGUGUUGAUUAGUGUCAAGUUGGCCAUAGUUGUGUUUUGGGUUUUUUUUUCCUCUGUAUUCUUUCCCGCCCUGCCCCUCAACUCUCAUUUAAGUGAGCAUUAUUGUAGUAAAGAAACAUCAUCUUUGUACUAACUCUUCUGGUGAUUCACCGAGGCAAUUUUGCCUCCCUUUUUCUACAAUUAUGUGGACACCUUAUUUUUUCUUACUUCACUUGAGGUGGGGGGGUGGGGGAGGGAUGUAAACAAACUUCAGUGAGACAAGUGUCAAUUUGGCUGUAAUAUAUACCCAAGAUGCCUUUCGAGAUAGUUAAAAGAUGGCAUUAUGGCAUUUAAUGUUUGGCUCAUAAAGAAGAAAUACUUUUUUGCUUUUUGUACUACAUAAGAGGUGACUGAUCAUUUUGCCCAGGAUUUAAAAAAAAAAAAAAAGUCAUAAUAAAAGCUUAAGCUUUUGUAAUUGUCUAGAAACUGGGCUAGUGCAUUUGUACCCUUCUUGUUAGCUAUAUUGUGGAAAAAAAUAAUGGGUGGCUGCCUCUAUCUUUGAGUAUGUCCUAACUAGGUGAAAAUACCAAACUGUAACUUAUUUUACAUUCUGUAAACAGAAUUUACAUACUUUGUCAGACUGGAAUCACAUAUACUUGGAAAUCCACUCUUCUUAAACCUUUUCCUUUUGAAAUUUGUGUUGAAUAAGUUAUAACCUUAAGUAUAUUUUGGAUUUUGUACCUUCUGCUUCUUUUUCUUGAGGGGGAGCAAAUGGGAAAAGGAGAACGGUAGUUAAAUGGAGCUUCAUCCUUGAACACAACAUUGAAUUAUUUGUAGAAGAGGCUGGUAAGAAUGGAGUGUCCUAGGUCAAGCAAUUGCAGUGUUGCAUGCAAAAUUUCAAAAUGAACUUGUCUUAAUUAUAUUUUGUAAAUGGAUAAACAAUCAUCUUUCUACGCAGUGAUGGAAGAAAAUUAGUGCUCUGUGCAUUUUGAUAUUUGACUUCCUCUUUUCACCAUUGUUAACUGUUUUGACACAGUUGGGUUCAUCAUUAUCAUGGUUCAUAGACAUCAGAAUGCUAAAUGAUACUGUAUUUUUAAGUUUGUGUUGCAAGAAUGAAUGGAAUAAACUUGAAUUGUGCGA